GUCGUCCCGGAGUUUACGGGCGUGUUCGGCUGGCUGCAAGCCGACACUGUUGCAGCUGUUUGGACUGCUGCAGCUGCAAUCCAUAGAGAGAAAAAUACUGUAGAAGCCGCAGCCGCAGCCGGAUUGCAGCCGCAGCAAGCCGCAGCGAACAAGCUGUACGCCUUCUGCUUCCCGGUCGUUUUCGACAAACGGCGGCUUCUCCUGCUGGUCGCAUCUCUCUCUCUCUGUUCCCGUCCCAGAUGGCGAGGGUCGCCACUGUUGUCGAUCCACUCAUGUCCACCACUCUUUUAGCUGGAGGAGUACAGCGGCACAGUGCGGAGGCGCCACUCUCUACGAUCCUUCCAUAAGUGGCAACACGAGCCUUGCCAUCAGGGUCCUGGAAAUCCGGCAAGAAAAGGAGGGGCAGGGUCCUUUCGUGGCACUGGACUCGUCGCACGUACGGCACUGGCUGGCCACCCGUGGACGUGGCGUAGUAGUGGUGGGCUAGUGGCCGCCCGCCGUAGGACGGUGGGGUGGGGGUAGCUGGAAGAAGAUCCGAGGCAGCUGCCAGUGGUUUCUGUAACAUGCAGCCGCAGCAGCAGUAACUAGUGAGCCCUACCAGUACCAGUGCCUGCGCUGUGCUUGGGGGUCAGGGACGGCCAUGUGCCUUUCUGCCAUGCCAUGGUGGUUGUGGCUGCGGAGGAGGCAGCCCGCAGCCAGAGCCCAGAGCCAGCAGCCAGCCACUGCAGAGCGAUGGACAGAGAGAGAGAGAGAGAAUGAGAGAUGGAUGCAAAAGCAAAACAAAAGGCCGGCCAUAUCGCGCGUACUGUACUGCUGUGUCGAUAAUUGGGGGAGUCUUGUCUUCCUCAUCUGCUCCCCUUUCCUCGCCGCUCUGCCUCGCCUUUUGGGUUUCUGAGAGGCGCUGCGCUGGUUUGCCUUCCCCACUGCUCGCUCUGCCGGUCGCCGCCGUGGAAGAGCUACACCACGACGAGACACAGGUUCUCUCGACCCGUCAUCACCCACAGCGAGGUGAGAUUCUCGCUAAAAGAUCGGGCGGACGGAGGGCGUGGCGGCGGUUGCCAGUUACCUGCUGCCACGAUGCCGCCGGAGGCCCGGAGUUGCUGUUGACGACUUGGCGAUGCUGUGGUUUCCAGGCUGAGCGGAGAGGAGACGAAGAGAGGAACAGGGUACACAGAUCUCAAGAAGCUCCAUGAGGGCGAACCUGUGCCCCGGCGCGCGAGGCUGAGCUUCUUGCACGCUGCGCCCACCCCGAGCUCGCCGAUGCGCCGCCGCCGCAGCAGCCGCAGCCACGGCUGUCCAGCCGGCGUGCUGACCUGACGCGGACUGACCUAGACGCAGGUUGCCCUGUCCGUUCCCUUUUUUUUCUGAGUUAGCCGCUUCGGCAGGCAAGUAGGACGAGGAGCAGCAGCUCAGAUUUCGGAUCCUGGCACUGGCAACUGGCAUGGGCUCGUUUGGGAUGGACAUGGACUGGAACCAGAAGGCCUCCGUGCUGCUGUGGGACUGGGAGAACCUGCCGCCCGCAGCCGCAAACGGGAGCGAGAGCCACAGGACGACCGCUGCCGCGCCUCAGUUCGCGGGCCUUGAGGCCACAGGGCAUGAACCGGCGCCUUCUUCCGUAUCCUCGUCAAUCCAUUCUCUGCCCAGUGCCAAGGGGAACAAGAACAAGAACAACAUGGAGCUCAUCAGUUUCGCACCUGCCAAAGCGCCCGACAAGGACACUGGUUCGGUGCUCAGCAGCGGAGAGCCGGUGGUGCUAGGCCUGAAGCUUGGCAAGAGAACGUAUUUCGAAGAUGGUUGUGGACUAGGGCAGAGCGGCAAGAGUUCGGCGGCGUUAGGCACUGCCAGUGCAGCGACCCCUCCGGGUCCUGCGAAGAAGGCGAAGGCGGCGGCGGCGGCUCCAACCGCGCAGCAGCAGAAAUCGUACUGCCAGGUUGAAGGCUGCAGGACCGAUCUGUCCUCUGCUAAAGACUAUCAUCGCAAGCACAGAGUCUGCGAGCCCCAUUCCAAGGCGCCCAAGGUGGUCGUCGCUGGCCUGGAGCGGCGCUUCUGCCAGCAGUGCAGCCGGUUCCAUGGACUGGCCGAGUUCGACCAGAAGAAGAAGAGCUGCCGCAGGCGACUCAACGACCACAACGCGCGCAGGCGGAAGCCCCAGCCCGAAGCGCUCCCUUUCGGCUCAUCGAGGCUGUCGGCGAUGUUCUAUGACACGAGGCGCCAGGCGAGCCUCCUGUUUGGUGAAGGUCCCUACGGUCAGAUGAGAAGCUGUGCGAGUUCUUGGUGGGAUAGCCCAGGAGCAGGAGGAGGAGGCUUCAAAUUCGCGGAGACGAGAGGAGCUCCUUGGUUGAAGCCGGCGAGAGCUGCUGCUGAUGGGCUGCUGCCUUUGUCAGGUCAGCAGCAGCAGCAGGUGUGGAAUGACUCGAUUCCGCAUGUUGCCCAUCAGGAGGAUUUCGAUGGGUUCACGGUCACGGCGUUCAAAGGAAUCAGUCCAAAGACCCUUGAUCAUCAAGAUGCAUCUUUUCAGGCGCAGGCGUUGAAGCCUGUGCGGCCGUCUCCAGCCCGGACGGCGCCCCGGACCUUCAGCGUGCUCUCUCUCUUCUGUCAAACAGUCCGGCCGGUGGCGGCGGCACCAACACCAACCACCCGCCGCCGCCGCCGGCGGCUGAGCUGCACCACCACCGCGCUGCCCCGAGCAGCUGCCUCGCCGCCGGCUCCGUCUCCGUGCUGCAGGAGGCCUCGUCGCCGGGGCUGUGGCAGGACGGCGGCGGCAGCGCGGCCCUGGGCCACCACGCGCACGCGCGGCUCCAGGCUCUCGACGCCGCCAUGGCGACGGCGCAGGAGCUCCUCCAGCUCCCCAGGCCGCCGCCAUCGUACGGCGGCUCCUCGUCCCACUACGACCUGAUGCGCUGAUGCUUCCUUCCUUGUGGAUUGUGGUGGAGAACUGGAGAUGGAGCGGGAGCGCCGCCGUGCCCCCGGUUGGCGCGUGGAAAUCAGUCAGACGUGGCUUCUGUGGCGUCGUCUCUGCAACGCGGGAGCGGGAUUUUGCUUGUGUUCUGAACGAACAGAAAAUAAUAAAAAAGAAGAAGGCCUUGUCGCCAUGGGAACUCGUGGAGGUCGCCGGUAGAGCUGCGCGCGCUUGAAUAAUCCACGGUUUUGUGACGCUAGCAGUUGAAGUUCUAUUGAUUUGUGCAAUGUAAUAACUUGGUUGCUUCGGAAGAGUUCUAUUGUCAUCUUUAAUGGCACCAUUAGUUCAAUCUAA
Molecule: messenger RNA, 3253 nt
Organism: Zea mays
Lineage: Eukaryota; Viridiplantae; Streptophyta; Magnoliopsida; Poales; Poaceae
Gene: sbp20
Product: SBP-transcription factor 20
Exons: 5
Coding region: 1442-2896 (484 amino acids)
Cellular component (GO): nucleus
Molecular function (GO): DNA binding
Source: RefSeq, a predicted model, not a curated record